ACAGACCUGUACCGCAGCUUCAUCAAGGGCUACCCGGUCCAGUCCAUUGAGGAUCCAUUUGACCAGGACGACUGGGAGAACUGGGCCAAGUUCACCGCCUCCACAGACAUCCAGAUCGUAGGAGACGACCUGACGGUGACCAAUCCAAAGAGGAUCCAGCAGGCUGUGGACAAGAAGGCUUGUAACUGUCUGCUGCUCAAAGUCAACCAGAUCGGCUCUGUGACCGAGUCCAUCCAGGCGUGUAAGCUGGCUCAGAGCAGCGGUUGGGGUGUGAUGGUCAGCCAUCGCUCCGGAGAGACUGAAGACACCUUCAUCUCUGACCUGGUGGUGGGACUCUGUACUGGACAGAUUAAGACCGGUGCUCCCUGCAGGUCAGAGCGUCUCGCCAAAUACAACCAGCUGAUGAGGAUCGAGGAGGAGCUCGGAGACAAAGCCAAGUUUGCCGGUAAAGACUACCGCCACCCAAAAAUCAACUGAAGCUCUGCCCUGACUUCCUGUCUGUCACUGUGACAACUGACUGACAACUGACCACCCUGAAGCCCCUCCCCCCUCCAGGUGGGGUUGAGGGGUCAGAGGUCAUGGCGGGUUUGACCCCGCCUUCCUAAAAAUAAUUCCAUGAAUGAUGUUUUCUACAUAAAACACAAUAAAGACGAAAGAAAGAAA
Anarrhichthys ocellatus (wolf-eel) is the source of this 663-nucleotide messenger RNA. Its product is annotated as beta-enolase. Gene Ontology annotation, biological process: glycolytic process. Gene Ontology annotation, molecular function: magnesium ion binding; phosphopyruvate hydratase activity. The annotation marks the transcript as partial. Gene Ontology annotation, cellular component: phosphopyruvate hydratase complex. Lineage: Eukaryota; Metazoa; Chordata; Actinopteri; Perciformes; Anarhichadidae. The record is from RefSeq and is a predicted model, not a curated record. The transcript is spliced from 6 exons.